Messenger RNA from Daldinia childiae, 498 nucleotides. RefSeq names its product 37S ribosomal protein S8, mitochondrial. Gene Ontology annotation, molecular function: structural constituent of ribosome. Gene Ontology annotation, biological process: translation. The record is from RefSeq and is a predicted model, not a curated record. The transcript has a single exon. Bases 1 to 498 code for a protein of 165 amino acids. Gene Ontology annotation, cellular component: ribosome. NCBI's taxonomy places the organism in Eukaryota, Fungi, Ascomycota, Sordariomycetes, Xylariales, Hypoxylaceae.
AUGGGUAUCGUAAAUAUAGUCAACAUGUGCUCGCACCUACAAAAUGCGUCGCGAGCACGCCUAGGUCUAACCUCCAUCCCGCAUACAAAAUACAACCUCUCCCUAGCCAUAGCCCUACACCGAGGCGGCUACCUCUCCUUCGUCACGCGCGGCGGCCGUUACCCCCCCGAUCCUGCUACCAUCUCGACUUUCGAGCCCGAGGAAUUGACGACCGCCAACGUCGCCCGCCAGCGCCUGUGGGUCGGCCUUAAGUACAAUGCUACUGCGGGUGGCGAACCCGUCAUGGGAUCGAUCAGCCCUAUAACUACGCCCAAGAGGCCCGUCACCGCUAAGCUGGCUCAGCUGGAGCGCCUUGCGCGGGGUUUCGAUUCGCACCCCCAUCGGGCCUUGAAUAUUGGAGAGUCUAUCAUCUUGACUACGAGUCUGGGCACACUAGAUGUCCGCGAGGCUGUCCAGCGCAAGGUUGGAGGUUUGCUGCUGUGCCGGGUAGGUCCAUGA